Polyodon spathula (Mississippi paddlefish) is the source of this 2301-nucleotide messenger RNA. RefSeq lists its product as uncharacterized. Gene Ontology annotation, biological process: regulation of autophagy. Lineage: Eukaryota; Metazoa; Chordata; Actinopteri; Acipenseriformes; Polyodontidae. Bases 118 to 999 code for a protein of 293 amino acids. Gene Ontology annotation, cellular component: mitochondrion. The record is from RefSeq and is a predicted model, not a curated record. The transcript is spliced from 2 exons.
UACCAGCUCAGGCUAAGCCUAUAGCACUACAAAGAACAGACAAGGGACCUUUUCAGGGUUCUAAAUUAAAUACUACUCUUGACGACAGGGAACAGCCUGUGAGAAACUUCUGCAGACAUGCGUCCCCGAUCUCGACUGCUCACUAAGAAGAAGCUCCCUACAAUUUGUGAAGCCUAUGAGGAGAUCCUGCAGGACAAGAAUGACAGUAACAAGCUCUACAUCCACUCCGAUUCCCUGUCCUCAGAAGACUACCUGCAAUCCAUUUGCCAGCUGGCCCAGCCCACCUUCCCAGUAUUGGAGAAUAACAUCUGUGAAGUCCAGAGCUCCAACAGACUCAACUCCCAGAAGCAAGCUCCCCACCUGCCGAGACUGCCCCCCCUGGCAUCACCCCCAACUCCCAUGCAUCCUUAUUUGAGCAGCUGCCUUCAGGGGACCCUGCUGUCUGACAUCAUCUCCCUAGAGGGGGUCAGCCUCACUCUCAAUAAGAACAUCUCCCCUCUUUUUAGACCUGACCCGCUGGAACAGCUGUAUGGACACAGAGACACGUUUCAUCUCAAAGACUCAAAGGGACAAUCCAGAUUCAGCAAAACGACAAGGGAACAUGUCAUAACCAUGCCCCGGAAAAACAGCUGCCCUGAACUUACCCUGGAAGCACAAACCAAUCUGGAUUCCCAGUGUGCUCCUGGAACUCCAAGCAAUAAAGAAACCAGCUCCGCUAAUCUUCCAGGUCAAGUCUGGCCUUGUCCUCCUAAAGAAAACAAUCUCAAAGAAAGAAACCCUAAAACCAAUUCCAGGAGACACCACAGCCUUGUCAAGAUUCCAGAAGAGCUCAAAACCAAAGGCAGCAGUGCUGCAGUGAGUGAGGAAAAUCUUUGCAGCUCGCAAUCUGAGUUUCCUGAGAAGCACGGCAUGAUUUACAACUGGAUAACGGACUGCAGAAGUGCCUGGAAAGAGGCCCGGGUCACAGCUUGUAUGCUCCCCGCCAUCGCGGAAAUGUAAAUCUAGCUGAACUAAAAAAAGAUAUGCAUGCCACUACUUAGAAACUACUGUAGCUUGUGCUUUCUCCAAAGAAUAUUUUGACCAGUGUCACUUCUCACUUCUCACACACCCCACAUCCCAACUCAGUGAUUGGUACCAGAGCUCGUAUGGUUGGGUUUUACAUGUGAGCAAAGAGAGGAUAAAUGCACAGAUAGUUCAGAAAGUCACCUACCCGGGGCAAUCCCAAUCAGCUGUUCCUUGGAGUGUGUAGCAAGCUCGUGCAGUGCUUUGUAACUGAAGAAGUGAGCUGGCUCCAAACUUCCUGCUUUGAGGAGUUCACCCGCCAUCUUUCCGUACAUUGCUUUGCAAACUUGGUCCUUCAAGGUUACUACAGAGCUACUAAAGUGGGAAACUAUUGCAGUCAUCACUACUCAGCAACACUACAGUACACAUUUCAUCUUUACAUUGAUAGUAUAUUGUAGAAUAAAAUAUUACAAUAUAUAGUAGACACUGAUAUUGACGCAAUGCAGACAUCUGAAAUGUCUGUAUCAGAUAGUUUGUAUCAGCUUGAAAUUAAGUGACAUGCAAUUUAGCUAUACUGUUUGAGUGUGUGUGUGUGUGUGUGUGUGUGUGUGUAUAUAUAUUCAAAAAUAUAGUAUAGGGUGCUCCAUAAGAUACAAGCUGAUUCUUCACCUACUCAACUCCACCAGUAGGUAGCCUCUCUGACCUUUCGUGGAGAUUAUAGUACAGCAACCUAUAUAUUAUUCCAUAUACUAUAUAUAACUCACUGUGCUCCCCCUGGUGGAGUCCAGUGUUGAAGCUAGCUCUUACCACUGUUUUUAACAGUCACUCAAACAAACUGUGUAAAGCAGUGCUCUUUGACGUUUUAUACCGACCGCGUUUUAUUUUUACAUGCACAUAUUGUUAUACAAAUUAAUAUAGCAUUUGUUAUUUAACAAAAUCUAUAACAAUGAGCUAUUAAUCUCACAGUGCUGUGAUUUGUACUGAUUUCAUUUUGUGUCUAAGAACAUCUAAAUGUAUGGCAGCUUUUAAAGACGAAGGGAAACCCCUGUAAAUCCUUAUGUAAGUCUUGACACAAAAGGUGCUUGAUAACUAAUGUGCUUUCUAGCCCGCAGUGGAGUAGUUGCGGUGGGAAGAGAUGCUGGAACUAUACCAUUAAGAGUUAUGUUGUCAUGGUAAGAUAUGGAAUUGCAAAACAAUGCAAUUACUAUAAAAAGCAAGCAAUGCUGAUUUAGUGAAUAUUGAUUCCAAUAUCUUAUCUAGAAGUAGAAAAAAAUGUUUACAAAAACCUGUUUAACGUAA